GUCCUCCCAUUCUAACCGCGCAGCGCGGCGAUUGGCAGUGCACUGGGACAUGUACACUGAUCAUCAGGGCACUGAUGACCAGGGUGCCCUGAUGAUCUGUGUAGCCCCAGCAGUGCCACCUGUCAGUGUCCAUCAGUGCCAGCUGACAGUGCUCAUUCAUGCCACCUGCCAGUGCCCAUCAGUGCCACAUUUCAGUGCCCAUCAGUGCCACAUCAAUGUCACAUAUCAAUGCCAGUCAGUGCCACCUAUAAGUGCUGCCAAUCAGUGCCACCUAUCAGUGCCAGUCAGUGCCACCUAUCAGUGUGCAUCAUUGCGGCCUAUCAGUGCCCUUCAGUGCCGCCUAACAGUGCCAGUCAGUGCCACCUAACAGUGCCAGUCAGUGCCACCUAACAGUGCCAGUCAGUGCCACCUAUCAAUG
Messenger RNA from Staurois parvus, 418 nucleotides. Lineage: Eukaryota; Metazoa; Chordata; Amphibia; Anura; Ranidae. The record is from the annotation of a GenBank genome assembly.